AAGUUCUGAACUUCCGACGCAUCUGGGCCUCCCCAGAAGGCAUUUAACACAGAAAGCACAGCCCUGCUAACUAGGAUUCUUACCUGUCUCUUUAAGAAUUUCAGACCAAUCGACCGUCCUGUCUCUUUAAGGCUUAGGAAGAGCAGUGUGGCUGCCCCUUUAAGGAGGCGUUGCAACAAACCAUAUUGGACAGACGAUGGGGGCGACGCAUCGGGACCCGACGGGCCUCUGCCUCCAGCAAAACAGCGAAUCAGCGGCUUUCGGGAAUACAUUUUUCGGAAAAAGACUUCUUCCUCGGUUUUCUGCUCUGCACAUGUUGAAAUUUCCCCCAGUUUUUCCUGCAGAACGAGAGUCGAGCGAUGCCUACCCCCGCGCUCCUGCACCAGUUGGGCGCUCCCGGAUGAGGCCCUACCCCUUUGGAUCCACGUGGUCUGCAACCUGGUGCGAGCAGCCCGGGCUACCGGGUUGCCUGUGGUGUGGGUCCCGGGAUGGAGGAGCCUCAGGCCGGCGAUGCUGCUCGGUUCUCUUGUCCCCCCAAUUUUACCGCGAAGCCCCAAGCCUCAGAGUCCCCUCGUUUCUCCUUGGAGGCGCUGACGGGUCCAGAUACGGAGCUGUGGCUUAUUCAGGCCCCUGCAGACUUUGCCCCAGACUGCUUCAAUGGGCGGCAUGUGCCUCUCUCUGGCUCCCAGAUUGUCAAGGGCAAGUUGGCAGGCAAGCGGCACCGCUAUCGAGUCCUCAGCAGCUGUCCCCAGGCUGGAGAAGCGACCCUGCUGGCCCCCUCAACGGAGGCAGGAGGUGGAUUCACCUGUGCCUCAGCCCCCCAGGGCACCCUGAGGAUCCUUGAGAGUCCCCAGCAAUCCCUGUCAGGGAGCCCUCUGCAGCCCAUCCCAGCAAGUCCCCCACCACAGAUCCCUCCUGGCCUGAGGCCUCGGUUCUGUGCCUUUGGGGGCAACCCACCAGUCACAGGGCCUAGGUCAGCCUUGGCCCCCAACCUGCUCACCUCAGGGAAGAAGAAAAAGGAGAUGCAGGUGACGGAGGCCCCAGUCACUCAGGAGGCAGUGAAUGGGCACGGGGCCCUGGAGGUGGACAUGGCUUUGGGGUCCCCAGAAAUGGAUGUGCGGAAGAAGAAGAAGAAAAAAAAUCAGCAGCUGAAAGAAGCAGAGGCGGCAGGACCUGUGGGGACAGAGCCCACAGUGGAGACACUGGAGCCUCUGGGAGUGCUGUUCCCAUCCACCACCAAGAAGAGGAAGAAGCCCAAAGGGACAGAAACCUUCGAGCCAGAAGACAAGACAGUGAAGCAGGAACAGAUUAACACUGAGCCUCUAGAAGACACAGUCCUGUCCCGGACCAAAAAGAGAAAGAGGCAAAAGGGGACGGAAGGGAUGGAGCCAGAGGAGGGAGUGACAGUUGAGUCUCAGCCACAGGUGAAGGUGGAGCCACUGGAUGAAGCCAUCCCUCUGCCCUCUACAAAGAAGAGGAAAAAAGAAAAGGGACAGAUUGCAAUGAUGGAGCCAGGGACGGAGGCGAUGGAGCCAGUGGAGCCAGAGAUGAAGCCUCUGGAGUUCCCAGGGGGGAUGAUGGAGCCUCAACAGCCAGAAGGAGCGGAGCCUCAGGCCCAGGCAGCUCUGGCAGCUCCCAAAAAGAAGAGGAAGAAAGAAAAACAGCAAAAUGCCACAGUGGAGCCAGAGACAGAGGUGGUGGAGCCUGAGCUGUCGGAUGACCUUGAGCCUCAGGCAGCUCCCGCAUCCACCAAAAAGAAGAAGAAAGAGAGAGGUCACACAAUGACUGAGCUGAUUCAGCCACUACAGCUUGAACUGCCAGGGGAGGGACAGCCUGAGGCCAGGGCAACUCCGGGAUCCACCAAGAAGAGGAAGAAGCAGAGUCAGGAAAGCCGGAUGCCAGAGACAGUGCCCCAAGAGGAGAUGCCAGGGCCACCACUGAAUUCAGAGCCUGGGGAGGAGGCUCCCACAGGCCGGGACAAGAAGCGGAAGAAGCAGCAGCAGCAGCCUGUGUAGUCUGCCCCCGGGAAACUGAGGAACUAAAGAAAGCUGAAGGUGCCCACCUGGGCCACCAGAAGGUGACACCCCCAGAACCCCUCCCCAGAGACUGCACCAGCGCAGCCAGCCUGGCCUGGGAGGAUGCUUUAUUAUUACACCGGGGGUCUCCUUGGCAGCUGGGGUCAUCAGGGUACUUUCAGGAAGGGCUCGUGCAGGACAUCAAACAGCCUCCGGGCCUGGAUGGGAGGGAGAAAAAAAUGAGGAACCAGUCAUUAAAGGAGCUGUUUCCUGGGUAAAUCUAGAGUGGGGUUUUGGUUCUUUAUUUUCCCCUACACCCUCAAGCAUUUAUCCAUUGAGUUACAAACAAGCCAGUUACAAUCUUUUUAAGUUAUUAUUAUUAUUAAUUUUUUUUUUUUUGAGACGGAGACUCGCUCUGUCGCCCAAGCUGGAGUGCAGUGGCGCGAUCUCAGCUCAAUGCAGGCUCCACCUCCCGGGUUCCCACGCCAUUCUGCCUCAGCCUCCCGAGUAGCUGGGACUACAGGCCCCUCCCCAGCUAAUUUUUUUUUUUUUUUUUUUUUUAAGUAGAGAUGGGGUUUCACCAGGUUAGCCAGGAUGGUCUCAAUCUCCUGACCUCCUGAUCCGCCUGCCUCGGCCUCCCAGUGCUGGGAUUAUAGAUGUGAGCCACCGCGCCUGGCUAAGUUAUUAUUAUUUUUUUGAGACGGUCUCGUGAUGUCACCCAGGCUGGAGUGCAGUGGUUUGAUCUUGGCUCACUGCAACCUCCGCCUCCUGGGUUCCAGCAAUUCUCCUGCCUCAGCCUCCCGAGUAGCUGGGCCUACAGGUGCCCACCACCAUGCCCGGCUAAUUUUUGUAUUUUUAGUAGAGACGGGGUUUCACCAUAUUGGCCAGGCUGGUCUCGAACUCCUGACCUCGUGAUCCGCCUGCCUUGACCUCCCAAAGUGCUGGGAUAACAGGUGUGAGCCACCGCACACGGCCAAGUUAUUUUAAAAUGUACCAUUAUUAUUGACUAUAGUCACCUGGUUGUAUUAUCAAAUAGUAUGUCUUAUUCAUUCUUUCUCUUGUGUGUGUGUGUGGUACCCAUUAACCUUCCCCAUCUCCCUGCCAGCCCCUAACUACCCUCCCCAGCCUCCAUCUACUCUAUCUCCAUGAGUUUAAUUGUUUUGAUUUUUAGAUACACAAAUAAGUAAGAACAUGCGACGUU
This is a messenger RNA of Nomascus leucogenys (northern white-cheeked gibbon), 3216 nucleotides long. RefSeq names its product RNA polymerase I subunit G (gene POLR1G). The record is from RefSeq and is a predicted model, not a curated record. Gene Ontology annotation, biological process: transcription by RNA polymerase I. NCBI's taxonomy places the organism in Eukaryota, Metazoa, Chordata, Mammalia, Primates, Hylobatidae.